AUGACGAUGCGAUGCUCUUGUUCUGGGUGGAAACCAAAGACUGAUAAUACUGGUCGUGCAGAUAUGUGUGCAUGUGAUCACAGAGUUAGCAAUCAUGGAGACCCCAAUUGUACUCCGGAAGAAUUCAAUGAGCGAUUAGAAAUCGCCAUGAGGAUAGAUAAGUUAUUAGAAGCCAAAGGAAAGCUCUUGGACUUUGAAUACGAAGACGAAGAUGUCCGAAAAUUACGGAGGAUACUUACCUCAGGAAAUGAUGCAGCGUUCAUUAAUCCUUCCAAACGUAAGUUGGAAGAUGGUGAAGAUUCAGCACCAAAUCCUCGCAAGAUAAAACUCGAGGAGGAACCGCUAUCAAUACCCGAAAAGCCUGCCGUUGCCGAAGAAAGAGAAGGAAUAAUUGAAAUGAAGGUCAUUACAAAUGAUAACACAAUGGAUAACUUAAUACUUUUAACAAGUUUAAAAAACUGCAUUCGCACACAAUUACCUAAUAUGCCAGCCGAAUAUAUAACGCGUCUUGUUUAUGAUAGGAAACAUCAAUCGAUGGCAAUUGUUAAGGAAAGAAAACGUGUUGUCGGUGGGAUUACAUUCCGCCUGUUCUCAGAAAAUCAACUAGCUGAGAUCGUUUUUUGUGUUGUAAAUUCGGACGAACAAGCCAAGGGAUACGGUUCACAUAUGAUGAACCACCUUAAGGAUCACCUCAAAGAUAAAGAAGGUAUAAAAUAUCUCAUGACGUAUGCUGACAACCAUGCAAUGGGAUUUUUUAAGAAAAACGGCUUUACAACAGACAUUACCCUCGAACGCAGUUUGUGGGUACAUUUCAUUAAAGAUUAUGAUGAAGCCACGAUUAUGCAGUGCAAAAUGAUUCAGAAGGUGCAAUAUACUCGUCUUCAAGAGAUACUUGCAAGGCAAAAGAGAGCCAUUCAAAUUAAACUUACCGAACGUCGUAAACAAGCAACUACAUACAAAGGGAUUCAAAUAUUCCAUAAGAAUAUAGCUAAGUCAGUUGAUCCUAUGUCAAUUCAAGGUAUCAAAGAAUCCGGAUGGACUCCGGAAAUGGAAGCACGUGCACACGGCAACAAGAAAACGAAUCGCAGCAUAAUGGCAAGCAUUACAGCGGAGUUGAAAAAGCAUGCAAAAUCGUGGCCAUUUAGAAAUCCGGUGAAUGGAGAAGAAGUUCCGGAUUAUUAUAAAAUUAUCAAGACUCCGAUGGACUUGAUGACAAUUGAAUCCAAAGUUGAGAAUAACUGUUAUAAAACGCUUGAAGAAUAUAUCACGGACGUGCGGAUAAUUUUCAGUAAUUGUCGCAUUUAUAACGCAGAAGGGACAAUAUACGUCAAAUGUGCAAAUGGACUCGAAAAGUAUUUUAAUGAUAGAUUAAAAUUUUACGAUAAUGCUAACAAUAAUGGCAUUAAAAGGAGAUUUUCUAACACCUCAGACUUAAUGAAAUAUCAAAAAAUUAAUUCAAUUUAUAUGCGAAAAUUUACGAAUUUACGACACAUUUAUUAUCGACAAUAUGUCACAAUUACCAAGAAGCCAAUUUAUAUUACAACUCCAAUUUUUUAUGUUAAUGCAAUACCACAUAUAGGACAUUUAUAUUCAGCGGUAAUGGCUGAUAGUCUAAAACGAUAUUAUGAAUUGAAAGGUCAUAAAGUAAUUUUUAGCACGGGAACUGAUGAACAUGGUUUGAAAAUUAAACAAGCUGCAGCAAAAAACAAUAUCAAUCCGCAAGAAUUCUGCGAUAAUGUUUCUAAUAAAUUUAAGGAACUUUUUGACAAUGCAAACAUCGGUUAUACUAAUUUUAUACGUACUACAGAACAAAGGCAUAAGGAUGCCGUGAAAUAUUUUUGGUUGCGUCUCAUGAAUAACGGAUUCAUCUAUAAAGGCGAGCAUGAAGGUUGGUACUCAGUAUCUGAUGAAGCCUUUUAUAGCACUUCUCAAGUUCAGGAGGUUCAAAAUCCCAAUUCAGAAGAAAAGUCCAUGAUUGCAAUUGAAUCUGGUCAACCGGUAGAAUGGACAACUGAAGAAAAUUAUAAGUUUCGCCUAUCGGAAUUUCAAGAUAGGCUAAAAAGAUGGUUGGAUGCAGAUCCUCAAGCUGAUAUAUCGAUAUCUAGACCACAUUCUAGACUAGAUUGGGGAGUUGAUGUUCCAGGAGAUUCAGAACAGACAGUUUACGUUUGGCUAGAUGCUUUGAUUAAUUAUCUUACGGUGAAUGGAUUCCCUUGGUCACAUGAAGAUAUGAACGGAUGGCCCGCUGAUAUUCACGUUGUAGGAAAAGAUAUCUUGAGGUUUCAUGCGGUAUUUUGGCCUGCAUUUUUAAUGGCAGCUGAUUUACCACUUCCCAAAAAGAUUUUAGCUCAUUCACAUUGGACAAUGAAAAAACAAAAAAUGUCAAAAAGUCGUGGUAAUGUUGUGGAUCCAAUUAAAGCAAUGAAUGAUUAUGGAGUUGAUACAAUUCGUUAUUAUUUGAUGAGAGAUGGUGGUAUUAGUGAUGACGGAGAUUAUUCGGACGAUAAUGUAAAAGAACGACACCGAAAAGACUUGGCAGGGCAGCUCGGAAAUCUCGUGUCACGUAGUAUUUCUCCUGCUCUAAAUCCUUCACUGGUUGUCCCAUCGCCAAUUAAAUUUUCUAAUGGAGUAACUGAGAAGGACUCUAGUUUAUAUAAUAAAUUACAAAACCUUUCAGAUCUCGUAGACAAACAUUUUCUGGAUAUGGAAUUUGGAAAGGGUUUAUCCCUCAUUUUUGAUACCGUUGCAGAAGCUAACAAACAUUUUACGGAUAAUGAACCUUGGAAAUUGAAAAAUGAUUCGGAUCAAAAAGAAACCUUUAAUAAUGUAUUAUUUUAUGCCGCAGAAACAGCAAGAAUUUCAGGAAUUUUAUUACAACCAAUUAUGCCAACAAAAAUGACCGAAUUAUUGAAUAACCUUGGAAUACAAAAAGAACAAAGAACUUGGGAAUAUGCUAAAUUUGGUAAAGGAUGGAAUAUAAAAAAUAAUCGUGAUAAAGUAUCAUUUUAUCGAGGUGUUGAUAACGGAAUCUUAUUUCCAAAACUUAAAUUAUAA
This is a messenger RNA of Funneliformis mosseae, 3054 nucleotides long. Lineage: Eukaryota; Fungi; Glomeromycota; Glomeromycetes; Glomerales; Glomeraceae. The record is from the annotation of a GenBank genome assembly.